CCAAGUUUCAACUCAGUCGGUCGGAUUGGCAAGGUCCCACGGCGCCCUCUAUGUUGUUAGCAACACGACAGCUCAAGCAACUCGGUAUUUUAAUAGAAGAUCGUCGUUUUCCCUACAAGAACCUUUUGCACUCCAGCUUUCAAUGCCUUCCGUGUCACAGGAGUGCCUCAAUGCCCUCGCCUCCCGGGUCAAAUCUUCACUCAAGCUCUCGCGCACGCUCAAAGUUCAACAGGCUGCUGCGCAGAGCACCAUCUCCAUGCUCAAGUCGAAGGUUUCCUCGCUCGGGUCACUCGCCCAGGCAUCCUAGACCGUGUCACCGCCAAGAUCCUGUGCAUGCCCGACGCCACUCUUGCCCUCUCGACCCGCUCGAGCGUCGAACCUAACCCUCGAUCCCGCCUGCGCACGCUCGGUUCUCUUCAGUACAUGCAUCCAUUUGCCUGCGACCCAAAUUUAUAUGCACAUCAUGCCACACGCGCUCUAGUGUGUUGACGAGGAGGGUGAGUAACAGCUGGCAACAAAGACAUGAACUAGGGAGAGGGAGGCCGAGCGUCACCAAGCCAGUUCUGCCUUUGUGCCCAUGCGUGAACGUGCGACCACUCAACGCCAUGCACCUGCCUUUGCAUACUGUCCCCGUUCGUCCGCGCACUUCCCCUUGUCCCGUCAAGCCCAAGUUAGACUCAUCUAGCCCACGCCCGUCCGCCACCGAAUGCCCUCGAUCCCUUUCAUCCCUUGAGCUCACGCAUCCGCCUUCGCCUGCGACCCAGAUCCGACCCAGACCCAG
Heterobasidion irregulare TC 32-1 is the source of this 781-nucleotide messenger RNA. RefSeq lists its product as uncharacterized. Lineage: Eukaryota; Fungi; Basidiomycota; Agaricomycetes; Russulales; Bondarzewiaceae. The record is from RefSeq and is a predicted model, not a curated record. The coding region runs from base 143 to 307 and encodes 54 amino acids. The transcript is spliced from 3 exons.